This is a messenger RNA of Paramecium tetraurelia, 898 nucleotides long. RefSeq lists its product as uncharacterized. NCBI's taxonomy places the organism in Eukaryota, Ciliophora, Oligohymenophorea, Peniculida, Parameciidae. The record is from RefSeq and is a predicted model, not a curated record. The transcript has 5 exons.
AUGAAUAAAUUUGAAUUAGCCCUCCAAACUUAAUAAGAAUUAUUAAACUAUAUUCUAUCAACGUAGUGGAAGGAUGAUUUGGAGAAAUAACAAUUAGGAGAAAUAUUUUCGAAAGUCCAAACCACCUGCAACAUUAAAUUGGAAAUCGAUGAAUUCUUUUCUAAAGACACGUAGGAAUAAUUAAAAUCCUAUAUAUAUGAGAAGCAAUAGCAAAUCAGAUAAAUUAAUAAAAAUCUACAGGAAACUCUUAACAAAUAGGCUCAAGUGAGGUAAUCUCCAACAUGUGUGAUUGCUUAAUUGCCUCCCAGAUUCAAAAAUAACAAAGAGUCAUAUCUCUAAUAAAUUAAUUAUUUCAAAAACAAUUUGAUAGAAAUGAAGAGUUGCCAUACAAAAUUAUGUUUGGAGAUAGAGAUAAAAUAAUAGAGGGAGGCAAUCACAAAAUAAAUCGGAUUAUUAUAAAUAGCGGAAAAUUUUAAAUUUGAACUAAAUUGUUUAGAAAGCGAAUUGAUGCAAAAUCGGCUUUAUUUAAGUGAAUAAUUUGAGAGUAUAAGAAAAUUAAUCGAAAUUACUAUUGAGGACAAUUUGCUUCAAAAUUUAAUUAGUUAUUGCUCUGCGAUAUCUAAGGCGAAUAUUCUUUUGAAGAAAUAACUUAUUAUAAUAAAACAAAUAUAUUCAUUUGACACAAAAGAUUUUUAUUUAUAGAUGAUGGAAAUGGAUAAGGAAAAUAAAUAAACUAGUUACUCACAAGAUACUGAUGUUACAAGUUAGUAAUCACCAUAAAAAAAUUAUGAUUAAAAUUAGAUCAUCAACAAAAAUCUUAGGAAUCAAGAAUGUUUGUGUGUAAUCUUUUGAUGAGGUUUUAAUUGUGUAUUAUAAAAAAAAGAAAAUAAUAUGAUCA